Coregonus sp. 'balchen' is the source of this 39032-nucleotide messenger RNA. The record is from the annotation of a GenBank genome assembly. Lineage: Eukaryota; Metazoa; Chordata; Actinopteri; Salmoniformes; Salmonidae.
UUUGUAAAAAAUAUUAAUAGAUCAAAAAUAGUUUAUGUUCGUAGUGCCGACUGAUGACGUCAAGAGUUCACUGGCUGUAUUGGCGCGAAACGUCAAAUUCAAUCGUAGCUCCAACUUUUAUUUAACGUUUUUUUUUUAAACUUCAUAACACCAACUAGCAUUACUAUUUUUGGUAACUAGCUACCUAAUGAAAUGGGCUCCAAGAUCAUCGCCGACGCUUUACAGUUUUCGAAAAUGCUUCGGUGAGUUCACGUUUUUUAAAUGUGUGGCUAGCUACUCUGUCUCCAGUUUGAUAUUCUUUACUUAGCUAGCUAGCUAACGUAACUAAGUUAACUAAACACUGAUUAGUGCCAGCAAAAGUUUAGUGGAGGAGGAAUAAUGGUCUGGGGCUGUUUUUCAUGGUUUGGGCUAGGCCCCUUAGUUCCAGUGAAGGGAAAUCUUAACGCUACAGUAUACAAUGACAUUCUAGGCGAUUAUGUGCUUCCAAGUUUGUGGCGACAGUGAAUAGUGUAUAAGAGGAAGACAGAGGAUGGAGAGAGAGUGGCCAGCGGAGAUGAAUGAAUUGAGCAAGAAAGGAACAGUGAAGACCGAGAUGUAUGUGUAAAUUAAUGUUAAUUCAUAGGCUCUGCUGUUAAUCCACUAUUCGUAUGUUAGCCUAUAUAUUAGGCCUAGCCUACUACAGUGAAUUUAGACGACAACCACCUGUGCAAUGCAAGCCAGAGACAAAACUCUAUCAUACUAUCCAGGUCUGUGCCCAAACAGUUUGAGCUUCUACUUCUAAAAAUCCACCUUUCCAGAAAUAAGUCUCUCACUGUUGCCGCUUGCUACAGACCCCCCUCAGCCCCCAGCUGUGCCCUGGACACCAUAUGUGAAUUGAUUGCCCCCCAUUUAUCCUCAGAGUUUGUACUGCUUGGUGACCUAAAUUGGGAUAUGCUUAAUACCCCAGCCAUCCUACAAUCCAAGCUAGAUGCCCUCAACCUCACGCAAAUUAUCAACGAACCUACCAGGUACAACCCUAAAUCCGUAAACAUGGGUACCCUCAUAGAUAUCAUCCUGACUAACAUACCCUCUAAAUACACCUCAGCUGUCUUCAACCAGGAUCUCAGCGAUCACUGCCUUAUUGCCUGCGUCCGUAACGGGUCCGCGGUCAAACGACCACCCCUCAUCACUGUCAAACGCUCCCUAAAACACUUUAGCGAGGAGGCCUUCCUAAUUGACCUGGCCCAGGUAUCCUGGAUGGAUAUAGAUCUCAUUCCGUCAGUAGAGGAUGCCUGGUUGUUCCUUAAAAGUAAUUUCCUCUCAAUCUUAAAUAAACAUGCCCCAUUCAAAAAAUACAGAACUAAGAACCGAUAUAGCCCCUGGUUCUCCUCAGACUUGACUGCCCUUGACCAGCACAAAAACAUCCUGUGGCGUACAGCAUUAGCAUCAAAUAGCCCCCGCGAUAUGCAACUUUUCAGGGAAGUUAGGAACCAAUAUACACAAGCAGUCAGGAAAGCAAAGGCUAACUUUUUCAAACAGAAAUUUGCAUCCUGUAGCACUAACUCCAAAAAGUUUUGGGACACUGUAAAGUCCAUGGAGAAUAAGAGCACUUCCUCCCAGCUGCCCACUGCACUGAGGCUAGGAAACACUAUCACCACCGAUAAAUCUACAAUAAUCGAGAAUUUCAACAAGCAUUUUGCUACAGCUGGCCAUGCGUUCCAUCUGGCUACCACUAACCCGGCCACCAACUCUGCACCCUCUGCUGCAACUUGCCCAUGCCCCCCCCGCUUCUCCUUCACACAAAUUCAGACAGCUGAUGUUUUGAAAGCGCUGCAAAAUCUGGACCCCUACAAAUCAGCUGGGCUAGACAAUCUGGACCCUUUCUUUCUAAAACUAGCCGCCGAAAUUGUCGCUACCCCUAUUACUAGUCUGUUCAACCUCUCUUUCAUAACGUCUGAGAUCCCCAGAGAUUGGAAAGCUGCCGCGGUCAUCCCCCUCUUCAAAGGGGGUGACACUCUAGAUCCAAACUGCUACAGACCUAUAUCCAUCCUGCCCUGCCUUUCGAAAGUAUUCGAAAGCCAAGUUAACAAACAGAUCAUCGACCAUUUCGAAUACCACCGUACCUUCUCCGCUAUGCAAUCCGGUUUCCGAGCUGGUCACGGGUGCACUUCAGCCACGCUCAAGGUCCUAAACGAUAUUAUAACCGCGAUUGAUAAUAGACAGUACUGUGCAGCCGUCUUCAUCGACCUGGCCAAGGCUUUCGACUCUGUCAACCACCGCAUUCUUAUUGGCAGACUAAAUAGCCUUGGUUUCUCAAAUGACUGCCUCGCCUGGUUCACCAACUACUUCUCAGAUAGAGUUCAGUGUGUCAAAUCGGAGGGCCUGUUGUCUGGACCUAUGGCAGUCUCUAUGGGGGUGCCACAGGGUUCAAUUCUUGGGCCGACACUUUUCUCCGUGUAUAUCAAUGAUGUCGCUCUUGCUGCUGGUGACUCUCAGAUCCACCUCUACGCAGACGACACCAUUUUGUAUACAUCUGGCCCUUCAUUGGACACUGUGUUAACAAACCUCCAAACGAGCUUCAAUGCCAUACAACAAUCCUUCAGUAGCCUCCAACUGCUCUUAAACACUAGUAAAACUAAAUGCAUGCUUUUCAAUCGAACGCUGCUGGCACCCGCCCACCCGACUAGAAUCACCACUCUCGACGGGUCUGACCUAGAGUAUGUGGACAACUACAAAUACCUAGGUGUCUGGUUAGACUGUAAACUCAACUUCCAGACUCACAUAAAGAAUCUCCAAUCCAAAGUUAAAUCUAGAAUCGGCUUCCUAUUUCGCAAUAAAGCCUCCUUCACUCAUGCUGCCAAACAUGCCCUCGUAAAACUGACUAUCCUACCGAUCCUUGACUUUGGCGAUGUAAUUUACAAAAUAGCCUCCAACACUCUUCUCAGCAAAUUGGAUGUAGUCUAUCACAGUGCCAUCCGUUUUGUCUCCAAAGCCCCAUACACUACCCACCACUGUGACCUGUACGCUCUUGUUGGCUGGUCCUCACUACAUGUUCGUCGUCAAACCCACUGGCUCCAGGCCAUCUAUAAAUCACUGCUAGGCAAAUCCCCGCCUUAUCUUAGCUCAUUGGUCACCAUAGCAGCACCCACCCGUAGUCUGCGCUCCAGCAGGUAUAUCUCACUGGUCAUUCCCAAAGCCAACACCUCCUUUGGCCGCCAUUCCUUCCAGUUCUCUGCUGCCAAUGACUGGAACGAAUUGCAAAAAUCUCUGAAGCUGGAGACUCUUAUCUCCCUCAAUAACUUUAAGCAUCAGUUGUCAGAGCACCUUACCGAUCACUGCACCUGUACACAGCCCAUCUGAAAUUAGCCCACCCAACUACCUCAUCCCUAUAUUGUUAUUUAUUUUGCUAUUUUGCACCCCAGUAUCUCUAUUUGCACAUAAUCUCUUGCACAUCUAGCAUUCCAGUGUUAAUACUAUUGUAAUUAUUCUGCACUAUAGCCUAUUUAUUGCCUUACCUCCAUAACUUGCUACAUUUGCACACACUGUAUAUAUAUUUUCUGUUGUAUUUCUGACUUUAUGUUUUUUACCCCAUAUGUAACUCUGUGUUGUUUUUAUUGCACUACUUUGCUUUAUCUUGGCCAGGUCGCAGUUGUAAAUGAGAACCUGUUCUCAACUGGCUUACCUGGUUAAAUAAAGGUUAAAUAAAUAAAAAUAUAAAGGUUUUUGAAGCACGUUUUGUGCCAUUUAAUUUAAGUUGAACAUCGCUAAAUGCUUCCAGUUUAAUUACAUGUGCAAUUUAAAAAAGUAUAAUGUCUAGGCAUAUUUAAUGAAACCCUGGCUGUUGGCAUACAUUUACAUUUAAGUCAUUUAGCAGACGCUCUUAUCCAGAGCGACUUACAAAUUGGUGCAUUCAAUUUAGGAUAGCCAGUGGGACAACCACUCCCUUUUUUAAAAAUUUAAAUGGUGGGGGGUAGAAUGAUUACUGUUAUACUAUUCCAGGUAUUCCUUAAAGAGUUGGGGUUUCAAGUGUCUCCGGAAGGUGGUGAGUGACUCCGCUGUCCUGGCGUCGUGGGGGAGCUUGUUCCACCAUUGGGGUGCCAGAGCAGCGAACAGUUUUGACUGGGCUGAGCGGGAACUGUGCUUCCGUAGAGGUAGGGGAGCUAGCAGGCCAGAGGUGGAUGAACGUAGUGCCCUCCUUUGGGUGUAGGGUCUGAUCAGAGCCUAAGGUAAGGAGGUGCUGUUCCUCCUCACAGCUCCGUAGGCAAGCACCAUGGUUUUGUAGUAGACGCGAGCUUCAACUGGAAGCCAGUGGAGUGUGCGGAGGAGUGGGGUGACAUGAGAGAACUUGGGAAGGUUGAACACCAGACGGGCUGCAGCGUUCUGGAUAAGUUGUAGGGGUUUAAUGGCACAGGCAGGGAGCCCAGCCAACAGCGAGUUGCAGUAAUCCAGACCUUAGAUGACAAGUGCCUGGAUUAGGACCUGUGCCGCUUCCUGUGUGAGGUAGGGUCGUACACUGCAAAUGUUGUAGAGCAUGAACCUGCAGGAUCGGGUCACCGCUUUGAUGUUAGCGGAGAACGACAGGGUGUUGUCCAGGGUCACGCCAAGGUUCUUUGCACUCUGGGAGGAGGACACAAUGGAGUUGUCAACCGUGAUGGUGAGAUCAUGGAGCGGGAAGUCCUUCCCCGGGAGGAAGAGCAGCUCCGUCUUGCCGAGGUUCAGCUUGAGGUGGUGAUCCGACAUCCACACUGAUAUGUCUGCCAGACAUGCAGAGAUGCGUGUAGCUCAGUUGUUAGAGCAUGGCGCUUGCAACGCCAGGGUUGUGGGUUCGAUUCCCCACGGGGAGCCAGGGGGGCCAGUAUGAAAAUGUAUGCACUCACUAACUGUAAAUCGCUCCGGAUAAGAGCGUCUGUUAAAUGACUAAAAUGAAAAUGUAAGGGGGAAAGGAGAAAAUUAAUUGUGUGUCAUCUGCGUAGCAAUGAUAGGAGAGACCAUGUGAGGAUAUGACAGAGCCAAGUGACUUGGUGUAUAGAGAGAAUAGGAGAGGGCCUAGAACUGAGCCCUGGGGGACACCAGUGGUGAGAGCAUGUGGUGCGGAGACAGAUUCUCGCCACGCCACCUGUAUAGGAGCGACCUGUCAGGUAGGACGCAAUCCAAGAGUGAGCAGCGCCGGAGAUGCCCAACUCGGAGAGGGUGGAGAGGAGGAUCUGAUGGUUCACUGUAUCAAAGGCAGCGGAUAGGUCUAGAAGGAUAAGAGCAGAGGAAAGAGAGUUAGCUUUAGCAGUGCGGAGAGCCUCAGUGACACAGAGAAGAGCAGUCUCAGUUGAAUGACCAGUCUUGAAACCUGACUGGUUUGGAUCAAGAAGGUCAUUCUGAGAGAGAUAGCAGGAGAGUUGGCUAGAGACGGCACGCUCAAGAGUUUUGGAGAGAAAAGAAAGAAGCGAUACUGGUCUGUAGUUGUUGACAUCGGAGGGAUCGAGUGUAGGUUUUUUGAGGAGGGGUGCAACUCUCGCUCUCUUGAAGACGGAAGGGACAUAGCCAGCGGUCAAGGAUGAGUUGAUGCGCGAGGUGAGGUAAGGAAGAAGGUCUCCGGAAAUGGUCUGGAGAAGAGAGGAGGGGAUAGGGUCAAGUGGGCAGGUUGUUGGGCGGCCGGCCAUCACAAGUCGCAAGAUUUCAUCUGGAGAGAGAGGGGAGAAAGAAGUCAAAGCAUAGGGUAGGGCAGUGUGAGCAGGACCAGCGGUGUCAUUUGACUUAAUAAAUGAGAAUCGGAUGUCGUCAACCUUCUUUUCAAAAUGGUUGACGAAGUCAUCCACAGAGGGGGAGGAGAAGGAGGAUUCAGCAGGGAGGAGAAGGUGGCAAAGAGCUUCCUAGGGUUAGAGGCAGAGGCUUGACAUUGAGAGUGGUAGAAAGUGGCUUUAGCAGCAGAAACGGAGGAAGAGAAUGUAGAGAGGAGGGAGUGAAAAGAUGACAGGUCAGCUCACACUAGCAGGAUGGGGGGGUGCUUUUCAUUAGGAGUGACAUCUAACGUGGGAUCGCUGAAACAAUGAUUAUGAUCACAUCUCCUCAAUUUAAAUACUAGGCCUAUUAUGUAGCGUGUGCCUACGGUCUGAUGGACUACAGCUCAGAUUUUGAAGGUGUACGAGGUUUUUGAAUACGUUUUUAGGAGAAAUGUGAUUGUGUGUGUGUGUGUGUGUUUGGUGGCUUUGAUUGAUGGAUCCUUUUAGGGUGUGUGUGAGUUCGCUAAUUCUCUCUGUUUGUUCAGAAAGCUUCCUAAAGUAGCCUGUCUGGACUCCAUCUCUUAAUAAGAGAGAAUAAGGCACAUGCUGGGAUAAUAAUUCCAUAACUAACGUCCAUUCAAACUGUAAUUGUCAAUUCAUUUGAUAUGCUAGCUACAUUAUGUUAGCAUUAUGCUAUAGGCCUAAAUAUAACGUUACCUAAAGUAGCCUGUCUGGACUCCAUCUCUUAAUAAGAGAGGUGGGACAAAUAAUAGAACUGAAAUGAGCAUAGCAAAUUGUAAAAAUGUAAACAAGUCAUUGUGUUCAGCAUAUGUGGGCUCCCGAGUGGCGCAGCGGUCUAAGGCACUGCAUCUCGAUUCCAGGCUGAAUCUCAAUCUGGUGGUGAUUGUUGGUCCCAUAGGGCGGCGCACAAUUGGUCCAGCGUCGUCCGGGGUAGGCGUCAUUGUAAAUAAGAAUUUGUUCUUAGCUGACUUGCCUAGUUAAAUAAAGGUUAAAUAAAUAAAAAAAUAUGUGCGAGGAAUGACAACAGGUGCCAGUUUUGCGUUUCCUUCCUCUCGUUAAUGGGAUGCAAAUGUAGUUAGAUUGAAUCUUGUAGGCUAAUAUUCUCCAUAUGAUUCAUCUCUCUCUCGUUACGAAGUCCUCUAGCCACUUUGUACAACAUGAUCUUGCAUUGACACGUAUCUUCUCACAAGGGAAUUACCGCAGCAGGUCGUAGGGGUGUUUUUUUGUUGUCGUUAUAAAAAGUUUGCGCCAAAUUUGCGUACGCCCCAUGUUCCAUAACGUUGUCAUGGAAAAUAUUAAUGUUGUUACCAAUCAGCAACUGAAUGUUGAGUGGAACGUUAGCCAAAGAGACUAGUACCGAGGCUAGUCAAGCCAGGUAUGGACUUACAAAAAAUAUGUAAAUAAAAAUUGCGCUACAAGCAACCCAAAAAAUGUAUUGUCUGGAAAUAAUCUAUAUUGUUUUCUGACCAAGUGUGUAUGUGUCUCCAGUGGUUGCUUGUGCAGUUUUAUUUAGACCUUUUUUGGAAGUAUGUACAGGGAGUGACUGUAGUAAAUGGUAAAUGACAAUAGUUGCUCAGCAAAACUCCAUAUUUGGUGAGUAUUGUAACUAAGUUAUUUUGACAUUUUUAUAAUGCUUGCAGAGCUGUCUAAUGGGACAAUUACUGGGUAGCUAACUGGGCUAGAGAGGAGAGAUGUCAUGUUCAUGAUCUCCUCCUCUGUCCAGAUACUGGUUCAGCUAAUCAUCAAUGUUUAAAAAAAAAUGCAUUUAUGAUUUUUAGGACUCUUCAAGAGGAAUGCGAAGACUCCAGUAUAUAUGAGGAAGACAUUCAGAUACUGAGAGUGAAUGGAGAGAAACAUCUACACUACAUCUACAGUGGUGACAAACCAGUCUUCAUCUGUGAGAGAACUGUAAGUUCUGCUCUGUCAAUCCAUCCUAUUUAUGAGUAUCUUUGCAUUAUUCGUUUGUAUUACUGGACUGUAUUUCCAUUUAGGCAAUCAAUUCACCCAAUCGUUCCAAUAUUGAUCCACUAUUUUACUGUAUUGUCAUGUGACAAGGCCCCACAGAUUGACCCUGAAGAUGAGAAAAUGGAUGAGACGCACUCUGAUGAUGAGACAAAUCAUGAAGCCAAGAUAGAGUUGGGGCCGCAGCCUCUCACCAUCAUGAAAGCAAGGUCUUCUUCUCCUCCUCCUCAAUCUCCUCCUCCUCCAUCUUCUUCUCCAACUUCUUCUCCUCCUCUAUCUCCUCCUCCUCCUCCUCCCCCAUCUUAUCCUCCAUCUUGUUCUUCAUAUUCUUCUCCUCCAUCUUGUUCUUCAUAUUCUUCUCCUCAUCCUCCAUCUUGUUCUUCUCCUCCAUCUUGUUCUUCCUCUUCUUCUUCUUCUCCUCCUCCUCCAUCUUGUUCUUCUUGUUCUUCUUCCAGUGUUAGUAGUGUUUCUACAUUUACAAUUGUAUUAAUAUGAAACCAUGGUAAUAGUACCCUGUCUGUUAAUAUGAAACCAUGGUAAUAGUACCCUGUCUGUUAAUAUGAAACCAUGGUAAUAGUACCCUGUCUGUUAAUAUGAAACCAUGGUAAUAGUACCCUGUCUGUUAAUAUGAAACCAUGGUAAUAGUACCCUGUCUGUUAAUAUGAAACCAUGGUAAUAGUACCCUGUCUGUUAAUAUGAAACCAUGGUAAUAGUACCCUGUCUGUUAAUAUGAAACCAUGGUAAUAGUACCCUGUCUGUUAAUAUGAAACCAUGGUAAUAGUACCCUGUCUGUUAAUAUGAAACCAUGGUAAUAGUACCCUGUCUGUUAAUAUGAAACCAUGGUAAUAGUACCCUGUCUGUUAAUAUGAAACCAUGGUAAUAGUACCCUGUCUGUUAAUAUGAAACCAUGGUAAUAGUACCCUGUCUGUUUGUCCCUAUACCUGUUCAGAUGUUGAACUGUGUUCUCUGCUUACAGGCAGCUGUUGUCUUGGUACACCAUGUCGCAGAACACCAACGUAUCUCCAGCGGUGUCCCCAGCCCCGCUGCUCCCUCUCUGGGUACGUUGUGACAUGGCCGACCCUGCUGGUACCACCUGGUUAGGAGCAGAGACCGUCUGCACCGGCAACAAAGUCUCCGGGGUGAAGCUAUACUCUGUCACGUGUACAGGUAAGAGUAGAGACAGUCAUUUAAGAGCUCAUAUCAAAUACAUUGAAAUACACAGUUUCAAAAGUUUACUGAUCUUUGAUGUUUGUCCUCCAUGUUCAGGUUCAACUGUGGACAAGGGCACAUUCAUCACUGUAGAUGAGCUGAAACAGGAACACAAGAAAAGACAUCAUCCGUCCUUGGUAAGGCCUAACUCCUAGUCCUCCCUGUUUCUCAGAUAUUUUCACUGGCUAAGACUGUCAGCGUCUAGCUAGGUGUACUGCCGUCUGGCUAAGACUGUCAGCGUCCAGCUAGGUGUACUGCCGUCUGGCUAAGACUGUCAGUGUCUAGCUAGGUGUGCUGUCGACUGGCUAAGACUGGCUAAGACUGGCAGCGUCUAGCUAGGUGUGCUGUCGACUGGCUAAGACUGUCAGCGUCUAGCUAGGUGUACUGUCGACUGGCUAAGACUGUCAGUGUCUAGCUAGGUGUGCUGUCGACUGGCUAAGACUGUCAGCGUCUAGCUAGGUGUACUGUCGACUGGCUAAGACUGUCAGUGUCUAGCUAGGUGUGCUGUCGACUGGCUAAGACUGGCAGCGUCCAGCUAGGUGUACUGCCGACUGUUUACCGUUUUUCUGAUGUUCUCCUCCAUUUCAUAUAUAACUGAAACAGACCAAAACCCAGACUGUCUAUGUUGUCCUCAUCACUUCCCUGAUUCCCUCCAGAUGGUGGCAAGAGGCACAGCCCAGUACAACCUGUUUGGGUCUACUGUGGUGGAGAACACUACUAUAGAAUCUCAGAGCAGUGUCACAGUGGACUUCAGAUGGAGCCACGUAGAGAGCAUCCUGGAGACGCCACCUCUCUCCUCUAUGGCCACUCUGGUGAGUAGUCAGGUUACACUUGCACCCCAAAUCAACCCCUAGUCCCUACGCCCUAGUCCCUACGCCCUAGUCCCUACGGAGGCCCUACGCCCUAGUCCCUACGCCCUAGUCCCUACGCCCUAGUCCCUACGCCCUAGUCCCUACCCCCUAGUCCCUACGCCCUAGUCCCUACGCCCUAGUCCCUACGCCCUAGUCCCUACGCCCUAGUCCCUACGCCCUAGUCCCUACGCCCUAGUCCCUACGCUUUAGGCAUUUGUGUAGAUCUGACGGGUUGGGUAGGUGUAAGGUGGCAGCAUAUUACUUACAACCAGGGGUUCAGUUCUGAACAGUACCGUUCUUUUUUUCAUUCCGUUCCACUUUUUCGACCAGCAAAAAUUCUGAACCGGUCCGAAUAAAAACCAGUUGACAUUUUGGCGGGUGGGGCGAGAGCGGGUGGAUGAGGAGGCUUGGCUCGAAGCGCUGGGCAUCUUGUUAUGACAAUAAUUAUCUGAAUUCGUCCCACAGAAUUAUACCUUCGGAGGAGCGGCUUCCAUGAAGGAACUUUGAAUGUCUUUGAGUUUCCGAGAGUUUGCUUAACGUUGGACCAGAGCUAGCUAGCUAAGCUUGUGUGUGCAGAGCGGCACCAGAAUUUAAAAUAAAAAAAACGUCGUACCUUUUUUUUGUAGUUUAAUAAAUCCAAUGUGAAACGUGAUCACUAUAGGAUCCUUAACUAGCAUUGGAAAAAGUGAAUCCAUUCUUCUCAAAUUAAAAAUCUCUCUCUCUCUCUAAUUUCUGAAUCACGAUUGUAGCAUCAGUAGCCUAAAAUGCUUCGAGGGGCAGGUAGCACGUGCACACACUGGCAAAGAUUUAACUGGCAGUCAGACACUGGAAUAUGUUUCAGUGACGGCUUUCUUUCUUGUCAAACUUUUUUUUGUGUGCUGUUUGGGGGGGGUGGGGGGGUAGAUCAGCUUUAAUAUUGCAUAUUUUUUUUCAUUUAGCAGACGCUCUUAUCCAGAGCGACUUACAGGAGCAAUUAGGGUUAAGUGCCUUGCUCAAGGGCACAUCGACAGAUUUUUUCACCUAGUCGGCUCGGGGAUUAGAACCAGCGACCUUACGGUUACUGGCACAACGCUCUUAACCACUAAACCACCUGCCGCCACUUUAUCUAUUACAUUAUCCCUUUAUUUAUUUAUCCUUUCCCCCUCCCAUCCCUCCCCUGAUUGGAGUAAACUAAUGGCCAUCCCUCCCCUGAUUGGAGUAAACUAAUGGCCAUCCCUCCCCUGAUUGGAGUAAACUAAUGGCCAUCCCUCCCCUGAUUGGAGUAAACUAAUGGCCAUCCCUCCCCUGAUUGGAGUAAACUAAUGGCCAUCCCUCCCCUGAUUGGAGUAAACUAAUGGCCAUCCCUCCCCUGAUUGGAGUAAACUAAUGGCCAUCCCUCCCCUGAUUGGAGUAAACUAAUGGCCAUCCCUCCCCUGAUUGGAGUAAACUAAUGGCCAUCCCUCCCCUGAUUGGAGUAAACUAAUGGCCAUCCCUCCCCUGAUUGGAGUAAACUAAUGGCCAUCCCUCCCCUGAUUGGAGUAAACUAAUUUACCAUCCCUCCCCUGAUUGGAGUAAACUAAUGGCCAUCCCUCCCCUGAUUGGAGUAAACUAAUGGCCAUCCCUCCCCUGAUUGGAGUAAACUAAUGGCCAUCCCUCCCCUGAUUGGAGUAAACUAAUGGCCAUCCCUCCCCUGAUUGGAGUAAACUAAUGGCCAUCCCUCCCCUGAUUGGAGUAAACUAAUGGCCAUCCCUCCCCUGAUUGGAGUAAACUAAUGGCCAUCCCUCCCCUGAUUGGAGUAAACUAAUGGCCAUCCCUCCCCUGAUUGGAGUAAACUAAUGGCCAUCCCUCCCCUGAUUGGAGUAAACUAAUGGCCAUCCCUCCCCUGAUUGGAGUAAACUAAUGGCCAUCCCUCCCCUGAUUGGAGUAAACUAAUGGCCAUCCCUCCCCUGAUUGGAGUAAACUAAUGGCCAUCCCUCCCCUGAUUGGAGUAAACUAAUGGCCAUCCCUCCCCUGAUUGGAGUAAACUAAUGGCCAUCCCUCCCCUGAUUGGAGUAAACUAAUGGCCAUCCCUCCCCUGAUUGGAGUAAACUAAUGGACCAUCCCUCCCCUGAUUGGAGUAAACUAAUGGCCAUCCCUCCCCUGAUUGGAGUAAACUAAUGGCCAUCCCUCCCCUGAUUGGAGUAAACUAAUGGCCAUCCCUCCCCUGAUUGGAGUAAACUAAUGGCCAUCCCUCCCCUGAUUGGAGUAAACUAAUGGCCAUCCCUCCCCUGAUUGGAGUAAACUAAUGGCCAUCCCUCCCCUGAUUGGAGUAAACUAAUGGCCAUCCCUCCCCUGAUUGGAGUAAACUAAUGGCCAUCCCUCCCCUGAUUGGAGUAAACUAAUGGCCAUCCCUCCCCUGAUUGGAGUAAACUAAUGGCCAUCCCUCCCCUGAUUGGAGUAAACUAAUGACCAUCCCUCCCCUGAUUGGAGUAAACUAAUGACCAUCCCUCCCCUGAUUGGAGUAAACUAAUGGCCAUCCCUCCCCUGAUUGGAGUAAACUAAUGGCCAUCCCUCCCCUGAUUGGAGUAAACUAAUGACCAUCCCUCCCCUGAUUGGAGUAAACUAAUGACCAUCCCUCCCCUGAUUGGAGUAAACUAAUGACCAUCCCUCCCCUGAUUGGAGUAAACUAAUGACCAUCCCUCCCCUGAUUGGAGUAAACUAAUGACCAUCCCUCCCCUGAUUGGAGUAAACUAAUGACCAUCCCUCCCCUGAUUGGAGUAAACUAAUGACCAUCCCUCCCCUGAUUGGAGUAAACUAAUGACCAUCCCUCCCCUGAUUGGAGUAAACUAAUGGCCAUCCCUCCCCUGAUUGGAGUAAACUAAUGGCCAUCCCUCCCCUGAUUGGAGUAAACUAAUGGCCAUCCCUCCCCUGAUUGGAGUAAACUAAUGGACAUCCCUCCCCUGAUUGGAGUAAACUAAUGGCCAUCCCUCCCCUGAUUGGAGUAAACUAAUUUACCAUCCCUCCCCUGAUUGGAGUAAACUAAUGGCCAUCCCUCCCCUGAUUGGAGUAAACUAAUGGACAUCCCUCCCCUGAUUGGAGUAAACUAAUGACCAUCCCUCCCCUGAUUGGAGUAAACUAAUGACCAUCCCUCCCCUGAUUGGAGUAAACUAAUGGCCAUCCCUCCCCUGAUUGGAGUAAACUAAUGGCCAUCCCUCCCCUGAUUGGAGUAAACUAAUGACCAUCCCUCCCCUGAUUGGAGUAAACUAAUUUACCAUCCCUCCCCUGAUUGGAGUAAACUAAUGGCCAUCCCUCCCCUGAUUGGAGUAAACUAAUGACCAUCCCUCCCCUGAUUGGAGUAAACUAAUGGCCAUCCCUCCCCUGAUUGGAGUAAACUAAUGGCCAUCCCUCCCCUGAUUGGAGUAAACUAAUGGACAUCCCUCCCCUGAUUGGAGUAAACUAAUGGCCAUCCCUCCCCUGAUUGGAGUAAACUAAUUUACCAUCCCUCCCCUGAUUGGAGUAAACUAAUGGCCAUCCCUCCCCUGAUUGGAGUAAACUAAUGGACAUCCCUCCCCUGAUUGGAGUAAACUAAUUUACCAUCCCUCCCCUGAUUGGAGUAAACUAAUUUACCAUCCCUCCCCUGAUUGGAGUAAACUAAUUUACCAUCCCUCCCCUGAUUGGAGUAAACUAAUGACCAUCCCUCCCCUGAUUGGAGUAAACUAAUGACCAUCCCUCCCCUGAUUGGAGUAAACUAAUGACCAUCCCUCCCCUGAUUGGAGUAAACUAAUGACCAUCCCUCCCCUGAUUGGAGUAAACUAAUGACCAUCCCUCCCCUGAUUGGAGUAAACUAAUUUACCAUCCCUCCCCUGAUUGGAGUAAACUAAUGGACAACAAUACUUCUACUGCUACUUACAGCUAUUUUCGCUCAAAUGUACGGUACAUGUAGUUAAAUAAUUAUACAUAUACAGUGCCUUUGGAAAGUAUUCAGACCCCUUCACUUUUUCCACAUUUUGUUACGUUAGAGCCUUAUUCUAAAAUAUAUAAAAUUGUUUUUUUCCCUCAUCGAUCUACACACACACUACCCCAUAAUGACAGCAAAAACAGGGUUUUUGAAAUUGUUGAUAAUUUAUUUUAAAAAACUCAUCACAUUUACAUAAGUAUUCAGACCCUUUAUUCAAUACUUUGUAGAAGCACCUUUGGCAGCAAUUACAGCAUCGAGUCUUCUUGGGUAUGACGCUCCUCAAAUUUUUUUUGUUGCUUUCGGUUGUCUUCCCUUAACCGGUUCCAACCCUCUCAGAGCUAGACUAGUACCCAGGAUGUAGGGACUGUUUCUCUCAGAGCUAGACUAGUACCCAGGAUGUAGGGACUGUUUCUCUCAGAGCUAGACUAGUACCCAGGAUGUAGGGACUGUUUCUCUCAGAGCUAGACUAGUACCCAGGAUGUAGGGACUGUUUCUCUCAGAGCUAGACUAGUACCCAGGAUGUAGGGACUGUUUCUCUCAGAGCUAGACUAGUACCCAGGAUGUAGGGACUGUUUCUCUCAGAGCUAGACUAGUACCCAGGAUGUAGGGACUGUUUCUCUCAGAGCUAGACUAGUACCCAGGAUGAAGGGACUGUUUCUCUCAGAGCUAGACUAGUACCCAGGAUGAAGGGACUGCUUGUUAACCCCACCCCCCCCGACUCCUGCAGAAUAUCAAGGUGUCCAGUGGAGACAUGAGGAGUCCCAUGUAUCCGAUGUACAGGGAGCUGGAGUUUCUACAGGUUGGUGCCAAAAAAAUAAUACUUUUGAAAUGCCUUUUUUAGCAACCCAAUAUUAGCCUGGUUAAACCUACAUUACAGUGGUGUGCACUGGGGUUGGGGCCAAUGCAGGAAGUAAACUGACAAUCCAAUUCGAAUUCUCUUCAAUGCUUUUCAAUGAGGAAAUUCGAAUUGGAAUUUGGGUUACUUUCUGAAUUGACCAGGCUAUCACAAUAUAUAGACCUACUGUGACGUAACCAGGCUAUCACAAUAUAUAGACCUACUGUGACGUAACCAGGCUAUCACAAUAUAUAGACCUACUGUGACGUAACCAGGCUAUCACAAUAUAUAGACCUACUGUGACGUAACCAGGCUAUCACAAUAUAUAGACCUACUGUGACGUAACCAGGCUAUCACAAUAUAUAGACCUACUGUGACGUAACCAGGCUAUCACAAUAUAUAGACCUACUGUGACGUAACCAGGCUAUCACAAUAUAUAGACCUACUGUGACGUAACCAGGCUAUCACAAUAUAUAGACCUACUGUGACGUAACCAGGCUAUCACAAUAUAUAGACCUACUGUGACGUAACCAGGCUAUCACAAUAUAUAGACCUACUGUGACGUAACCAGGCUAUCACAAUAUAGACCUACUGUGACGUAACCAGGCUAUCACAAUAUAUAGACCUACUGUGGACGUAACCAGGCUAUCACAAUAUAUAGACCUACUGUGACGUAACCAGGCUAUCACAAUAUAUAGACCUACUGUGACGUAACCAGGCUAUCACAAUAUAUAGACCUACUGUGACGUAACCAGGCUAUCACAAUAUAUAGACCUACUGUGACGUAACCAGGCUAUCACAAUAUAUAGACCUACUGUGACGUAACCAGGCUAUCACAAUAUAUAGACCUACUGUGACGUAACCAGGCUAUCACAAUAUAUAGACCUACUGUGACGUAACCAGGCUAUCACAAUAUAUAGACCUACUGUAACAUAGUACUACUUAGCCUGUUGCUGGUUGUGGUUGUCAGAUCCUGGCUGAUGGUCUGAGGACAGGAGAGACGGAGUGGAUGGAACCCCUGGAGACCAGGUCUGCUGUGCAGCUGACAAGGGAAUACCUUGAUGGUAGGGUAUUUUACAUUUUACAUUUGAGUAAUUUAGUCAUUAAAUAUCUCCAAAAUCAAGCAAAAAUGUAUUAGAAAAACAACUUUUCACAUCCUAUAUGAAAUGAGUUGCUUUUUAACAUGUUGAGGACGACUGAAAUAAACAUGUUUUACUAUAUAUUGCUUUUUAACCUCUUAAAUGUAUUUUGUUUUUAAUUCAAUUCAGUCUGGUAUGAGAACGGUAGCCUCUAUAUUCAAAAGCAGGGUGUCUGCGGAAUGCUGAGUAUCUUGGUUAUUGACCUGUGCCUUUAAAAUCUUCGGUGUGAUUUACUACCACAUAUGGGCACACGAAUGUAGAAGGACAGGCCGAGCCGAUGACCUCAUUUCAAGAUGGCUGCUACCUACAUUCCGGUUAGCGUUGUGAAGCAUAAAGGAAAUAAACACGGAAUACGUCGAUACGCACCGAAAGCCGGGACUCCACAGAUCACGAGGAGGUCUUAUUUGUCUGCCUGUGACCUACCGUUAUUGAUCACCAGCCCCGAGAGUCAAAAUGUUUAUUUUACACAACGUUUUCACCAAACAGCAAACAUCUUACAAGGUAAACUUCGAUUUGGUCUGUGUUUGAGCUAUAGCUACAUGAAAUUAAUCCUUAGGUUGGUAGGAACACAUCUAUGUUAUCUGAUGACGUAUGACUGAAUGGCAACAUCAAAUGUCCACCGAUAUGACAUCGCCUGCUUAUGCGCUGAAGGCGUCCAUAACACAGGGGAUUGGCUACUAUGGCACCUUGACAGUCUUGUAGCCAAUGAGAAGGCGUCCAUAACACAGGGGAUUGGCUACUAUGGCACCUUGACAGUCUUGUAGCCAAUGAGAAGGCGUCCAUAACACAGGGGAUUGGCUACUAUGGCACCUUGACAGUCUUGUAGCCAAUGAGAAGGCGUCCAUAACACAGGGGAUUGGCUACUAUGGCACCUUGACAGUCUUGUAGCCAAUGAGAAGCUUUCAUUUAUAGCAUACAUUUAUUUUUUAUUUAUUUUUUCAAUACAUUGUAAACAGAUUUCAUCGCUUUAAUUUCAUCGCUUUAGCAUAAAAGAUGGCUGCUCAAGGGGGGUAAAAAAAGGUAAAACUAACAAUAUCGAACAGGAAGCUAAAAAGAAGGCAGCUAUGAAUAAGUAUACCGACAGCAGCUUUGAAUAAAAUACUGGUCGGACUCGGAUCAAGGGAGCGAUUAGGACAACGAGGAUUUCGACUCGGCCGACAAAGAUUGCUUUCUAGAAGGAAAUGGAUCCACUUUUAGAUCUGUAAGUAAAUUAUUGUCAUUACUUUAUAUAGCUCAUUUCCUGUAUGUAUUUCGUUUUUUAAUGAGUUGUCUGCUUUUUGUGCUUUGGAUUUAGUUUACAUAAGCCUAUGUAACAAGUAAUUUCAAUGUUAUAUAAUUUAUUCAUUUAAAUCAAUUUUAUAAUUUAUUCAUUUCAUUUAUUUAUUAAAUGUAUAAUUCCAAAGUAGUUAUUGUCUAUGUUAAAUUAGUUCACUGUUUGCUGUUCUAAGUUUCAUCUUUGUAACUUUGGAGAGGCCACUAAACUCUCUUAUGGCCAUUGUUUAUUUGUGGUUCUCACCUCUGCCUUUGUCUCCAAAGUGUUUCUGUUUUCUUUGUGUGUGUUUCACACCUUCUGUAUGAGUCACUGUACAGAUAAAGUUUAGGCUUGGUGUUUUUACUUUACAGUAAUGUUAGUUCUGUAAAUUUAGUAAACUGUAAUUCUGUGUGUGUCUUACAACAAUAUAUCCCUUUAUUUUUAUUCACCACAGAGUGGAGGAUGCAGAGGAUUUGGACGAUUACAUUUUGGAGCCACUCCUCCCCAGCAAGCGCCCCCCCGCUGGUCAAGGUCUCCACCCCCCCCCCCCCCGCUGGUCAAAAAAUCGGAUAUUGUUCACAUGUUGUGGAAGCCAUCGGAUGUGUUUCCAGCUCUGGGAAUCAAUAAUUCACUUAUAGCUUGUCAAAGAAAGAAGACUUUCAAAAUAAAUAAAAAAUAAAAAAAUGCAUAGUUUGUGUUUUGAUCUGGUGUAUUCUGAACUAUGGAACUCCUAUCUAUCUUCUGAUCAUUUCCUCAUCGUCUCCCAGAUGUCGUCUUUCCAAAUAUACCAAGUUUUGGCAGGUCAGAAUCAUGUAAUUACACAUGAAUAGCAGUUACUUUUGGGUAUGUCGAUUUAGACGGAUAUCUAAAUUUUGCCAUUUACAUUUAAGAGGUUAACACGUUGAGGACCAUUGAAAUAAACGUGUUUCUUUUAUUUUAUCAUCUGUCAAUCACAUUUCAUUCUCCUUUUCAGAACUGCAGAACAGUGUAAAGACUCUGCAGGAUCAGUCUACCAAAGAGGUAUGACUAGUAUCAAUAUCCUGAUGUGAAACUUUUUUUUCACAUCAAAUGUAUAUUAUUUCGAUUUAGGGGAUUCAUACAAUACUAACAGUUGAAGUCUGAAGUUUACAUACACUUAGUUUGGAGUCCUUAAAACUCGUUUUUCAACCACUCCACAAAUGUCUUGUUAACAAACUAUAGUUUUGGCAAUGACACAGAUGUUUUGAGGGAGAGCGCAAUUGGCAUCUACUUUGUGCAUGACACAAGUAAUUUUUCCAACAAUUGUUUACAGACAGAUUAUUUCACUUAUAAUUCACUGUAUCACAACUCCAGUGGGUCAGAAGUUUACAUUCACUAAGUUGACUGUGCCAUUAAACAGCUUGGAAAAUUCCAGAAAAUGAUGUCAUGGCUUUAGAAGCUUCUGAUAGGCUAAUUGACAUCAUUUGAGUCAAUUGGAGGUGUACCUGUGGAUGUAUUUCAAGGCCUACCUUCAAACUCAGUGCCUCUUUGCUUGACAUCAUGGGAAAAUCUAAAGAAAUCAGCCAAGACCCCAGAAAAUAAUUGUAGACCUCCACAAGUCUGGUUCAUCCUUGGGAGCAAUUUCCAAACGCCUGAAGGUACCACAUUCAUCUGUACAAACAAUAGUACGCAAGUAUAAACACCAUGGGACCACACAGCCGUCAUACCGCUCAGGAAGGAGACGCAUUCUGUCUCCUAGAGAUGAACGUACUUUGGUGCGAAAAGUGCAAAUCAAUCCCAGAACAUCAGCAAAGGACCCUGUGAAGAUGCUGGAGGAAACAGGUACAAAAGUAUCUAUAUCCACAGUAAAACAAGUACUUUUAUCGACAUAACCUGAAAGGCCGCUCAGCAAAACCACCAUAAAAAACCCAGACUACGGUUUGCAACUGCACAUGGGGUCAAACAUUGUACUUUUUGGAGAAAUGUCCUCUGGACUGAUGAAACAAAAAUAGAACUGUUUGGCCAUAAUGACCAUUGUUAUGCUUGGAGGAAAAAGGGGAAGGCUUGCAAGCCGAAGAACACCAUCCCAACCGUGAAGCACGGGGGUGGCAGCAUCAUGCUGUGAGUUGCUUUGCUGCAGGAGGGACUGGUGCACUUCACAAAAUAGAUGGCAUCAUGAGGAAGGACAUUUAUGUGGUCUUUUAUACUGAUAACAAGUUCAAACAGGUGCCAUUAAUACAGGUAACGAGUGGAGGACAGAGGAGCCUCUUAAAGAAGAAGUUACAGGUCUGUGAGAGCCAGAAAUCUUGCUUGUUUGUAGGUGACCAAAUACUUAUUUUCCACCAUAAUUUGCAAAUAAAUUCAUUAAAAAUCCUAGAAUGUGAUUUUCUGGAUUUUUUUUCCCUCAUUUUGUCUGUCAUAGUUGACGUGUACCUAUGAUGAAAAUUACAGGCCUCUCAUCUUUUUAAGUGGGAGAACUUGCACAAUUGGUGGCUGACUAAAUACUUUUUUCCCCCACUGUAUAUUGAAACAACAUCUCAAGACAUCAGUCAGGAAGUUAAAGCUUGGUCGCAAAUGGGUCUUCCAAAUGGACAAUGACCCCAAGCAUACUUCCAAAGUUGUGCCAAAAUGGCUUAAGGACAACAAAGUCAAUGUAUUGGAGUGCCCAUCGCAAAGCCCUGACCUCAAUCCUAUAGAAACUUUGUGGGCAGAACUGAAAAAGCGUGUGUGAGCAAGGAGGCCUACAAACCUGACUCAGUUACACCAGCUCUGUCAGGAGGAAUGGGCCAAAAUUCACCCAACUUAUUGUGGGAAGCUUGUGGAAGGCUACCUGACACGUUUGACCCAAAUUAAACAUUUUAAAGGCAAUGCUACCAAAUACUAAUUGAGCGUAUGUAAACUUCUGACCCACUGGGAAUGUGAUGAAAGAAAUAAAAGCUGAAAUAAAUCAUUCUCUCUACUAUUAUUCUGACAUUUCAGAUUCUUAAAAUAAAGUGGUGAUCCUAACUGACCUAAGACAGGGAAUUUUUACUAGGAUUAAAUGUCAUUUGGCUAAGGUGUAUGUAAACUUCCGACUUCAACUGUAUCUACAGCAGUAGAUGGAGGAGAGCUCUCUGGGGGAACAACAUACAGUGCCUUCAGAAAGUAUUCACACCCCUUGACUUUUUCCACAUUUUGUUGUGUUACAGCCUGAAUUUAAAAUGAAUUAAAUUGUUGUCACUGGCCUACACACAAUACCCCAUAAUGUCAAAAGUGGAAUUAUGUUUUUUGAAAUUGUUACAAAUUAAUUCAAUGAAAAGCUGAAAUGUCUUGAGUCAAUAAGUAUUCAACCCCUUUGUUAUGGCAAGCCUAAAUAAGUUCAGGAGUAAAAAUGUGCUUAACAAGUCACAUAAAAAGUUGCAUGGACUCAGUCUGUGUGCAGUAAUAGUGUUUAACAUGAUUUUUAAAUGACUACCUCCUCUCUGUACCCCACACAUACAAUUGUCUGUAAGGUACCUCAGUCAAGAAGUGAAUUUCAAGCAAAGAUUCAACCACAAAGACCAGGGAGGUCUUCCUUCUACCUCGCAAAAAAGCAGACAUUGAAUAUCCCUUUGAGCUUGGUGAAGUUAUUAAUAACCCUUUGGAUGGUGUAUCAAUGUCACUACAAAGUGUUGGUCCCAUGUUUCUGUUAGUGAGCAUUUCUCCUUUGCCAAGAUAAUCCAUCCACUUGACAGGUGUGGCAUAUCAAGAAGCUGAUUAAACAGCAUGAUCAUUACACAGGUGCACCUUGUGCUGGGGACAAUAAAAGGCCCCUCUAAAAUGUGCAGUUUUGUCACACAACACAAUGCCACAGAUGUCUCAAGUUUUGAGGGAGAGUGCAAUUGGCAUGCUGACUGCAGGAAUGUCCACCAGAGCUGUUGCCAGAGAAUUUCAUGUUAAUUUCUCUACCAUAUCAUCGUUUUAGAGAAUUUGGCAGUAUGUCCAACCGGCCUCAACUGCAGACCAUGUGUAUGGCGUUGUGUGGGCGAGUGGUUUGCUAAUGUCAACGUUGUGAACAGAGUGCCCCGUGGUGGUGGUGGGGUUAGGGUAUGGGCAGGUAUAAGCUACGGACAGCAAACACAAUUGCAUUUUAUCGAUGACAAUUUGAAUGCACAGAGACACCGUGACGAGAUCCUGAGGCCCAUUGUCGUGCCAUUCAUCCGCCACCAUCACCUCAUGUUUCAGCAUGAUAAUGCACGGCCCCAUGUCACAAGGAUCCGUACACAAUUCCUGGAAGCUGAAAAUGUCCCAGUUCUUCCAUGGCCUGCAUACUUACCAGAAAUGUCACCCAUUGAGCAUGUUCGGGAUGCUCUGGAUCGACGUGUACGGCAGCGUGUUCCCGUUCCCGCCAAUAUCCAGCAACUUCUAUUUGAAGAAGGGUGGGACAACAUUCCUCAGGCCACAAUCAACAGCCUGAUCAACUCUAUGCGAAGGAGAUGUGUCGCGCUGCAUGAGGCAAAUGGUGGUCACACCAGAUACUGACUGGUUUUCUGAUCCAGAUGCAUAUCUGUAUUCCCAGUCAUGUAAAAUCCAUAGAUUAGGGCCUACUGGAUUUAUUUCAAUUGACUGAUUUCCUUAUAUGAACUGUAACUCAAUCUUUGAAAUUGUGUUUUUUUUUUGUAGAUUUUUUAGUUCGGUAUAAAUACAUUCCCAUGUCACCAAAUAAUUGAUUAAAACACACUGUUUUGUGAUGAAGGUCUACAGUAGCCUCAACAGCACUCUGUAGGGUAGCACCAUGGUGUAGCCGGAGGACAACUAGCUUCCAUCCUCCUCUGGGUACAUUGACUUCAAUACAAAACCUAGGAGGCUCAUGGUUCUCACCCCCUUCCAUAGACUUACGCAGUAAUUAUGACCACUUCCAGAGGACGUCCUCCAACCUAUCAGAGCUCUUGCAGCAGGAAUUGACAUGUUGUCCACCCAAUCAAAGGAUCAGAGAAUUAAUCUAGUACUGAAAGCAUAAGCUACCGCUAGCUAGCACUGCAGUGCAUAAAAUGUGGUGAGUAGUUGACUCAAAGACCGAGAAAGACAAUAGUUGAAUAGAUUUGAACAAUUUCAUAUCUUCAAAAAUGAAGGAGAAGCGAGAGCAAGGCAGAGAGCUAGCUAUAUUUAUAUUUAGCUAUAUUAUAUAUUUCGUAGUACUUUUUUCACUUACUUAGCUAACGAAUGCAGCUAGCUAGUUUAGCUUACUCAAACACCCGGCUCAAACAGAGAAGGAUGCUAUGUUAGCUAGCUGGCUAAGGCUAUCCAACGCUGGAACUCUUUAAAGUCGAGGUAACUGUACUACAUGAUUGUAGCGGGUUUACUAACGCGUUAGUUGUAGUAGCUACGUUGACUAUGACAUUAGCUAAUAUGGUGACAACGAUGUAGGCUGUGUGUAGCGCUUAUGGUAUGAAGGUUUUUGCUUGGAGAGGUAUUUGUCGCCUGUUCCCAGACAGCUGUUGUGUUGUGCACUGAAGGCCACAAACAAAAUGAAAGGGUGAGAGGAGCGCGUCGACUCGAGAAGGAAUUAUACAACUGAUGGUGUUUUGUAUGUGGCUGCUAUGAAAGUGAACUGUGUUUGUGUGUGGUCAGGGGUGUAUUCAUUCUGCCGAUUCUGUUAAAAUGUUUCUUAAACGUCUUGUUUGCAAAUCUUUGGACUAAUGAUUACACCCUAGGUCAGCUAGAUCCAGGCAAAGAGUGUGCAAGACGGUAUUGAAUGUGUCACUGUCUGCCACCUUGAUUACUCAAUCAAUCAAUUUUAUUUUAUAUAGCCCUUCGUACAUCAGCUAAUAUCUCGAAGUGCUGUACAGAAACCCAGCCUAAAACCCCAAACAGCUAGUAAUGCAGGUGUAGAAGCACGGUGGCUAGGAAAAACUCCCUAGAAAGGCCAAAACCUAGGAAGAAACCUAGAGAGGAACCAGGCUAUGAGGGGUGGCCAGUCCUCUUCUGGCUGUGCCGGGUGGAGAUUAUAACAGAACCAUGCCAAGAUGACUAGAUUACUAAUACAUUUAUCUUGACCCGUGCACCUACGUUGUAAACUUUCAUUCCUAGUCUAGGUUGUAGCAACCUCAUGAUGGGUACAGGGAACAUUAGAGUAUCAUGUAGUAGCCUAAACCUAUCGAUGUUACAUUGAACUGGGUGAAUGGAAUAUGGAUGACAGUCAUCCAAUAUGCUGUAAAAUAAUUAACUCUCAUGGGAAAAAAAAUAUGUCGUCCUUAAAAAAAUGUCAUCUUAAACGGUACCGAUCGCCACUGUGUUAUGGGUAUGCUCGUAAUCGUUAAGGACUGGGGAGUUUUUCAGGAUAAAAAAGUAACGGAAUGGAGCUAAGCACAGGAAUAAUCCUAGAGGAAAACCUGGUUCAGUCUGCUUUCCACCAGACACUGGGAGAUGAAUUCACCUUUCAGCAGGACAAUAACCUAAAACACAAGGCCAAGUCUACACUGGGGUUGCUUACCAAUGUUCCUUAGUGGCCGAGUUAAAGUUUUGACUUAAAUCUGCUUGAACAUCGAUGGCAAGACAUGAAAUGGUUAAAUACUUAGAUAAUUAAGAUAUUGGUGUUUUUAUUUGUCAUGGAUUUUCUACAAAUUUUAGAAUUUUGUCUUCCACUUUGACAUUACAGAGUAUUUUGUGUAGACCGUUGACAAAAAAAUUACAAUUAAAUCUAUUUGAAUCCCACUUUAUAACACAACAAAAUGUGAAAAAAGUAAAGGGGUGUGAAUACUUUCUGAAGGCACUGUAUUAUAAAAUUGUAAAAAAAAAACGUGAGCUAUUUAAAUACAUGUCGUCAUAAUGCUUUAUCUGACUGUGUUGGUCGUGGUUCUAUCCCCCAGACAGUGAAGGGGAAGACUGAGACGGGAACAUCAGAGAUGUCCAUAUUCAACUCUCUGAUGGAGAGAGGAGACCUGGACUUCAUAGAACAGCUCUGGGUUCGCAUGAGGAACAGUGAGUAGAGUUUAGUACAUUUCAGUAAUAGUAGAGUAGCCUUUUUGUUUUACAGCACUUUGGAGGAAGCUCUACAGUCCUUAUUGACAUUUUGUAAAUGUAAUCCAAUUCCUUAUACGAUUGAUAACACUUUGAUGUGGAAUGUAGAUUAUUGGCUGUUUAAUUCAUCACUGCUUUUUCCAUCACAGGUGUGACUUCAUAUCAAGACAUCGGAGACUGUCUGAAACUGGUCAUCAAAGCUUUGCAGUAUGGUGACAUUAAACCAUGGGUAAGUACAGUGUGUGUGUGUGUCUUCAGAUCCUUUAUCACCUCCAUCCUGGCAUCUCUGCUCUCCGUCUCAUUCCGGAUUGAAUAAAAAAAACCCUCCUGCUGACUUCCCAGUGUAUUCAUGGCCCCUCCUUAUCUCAAAGAACUGCUCAUAACCCCACCGCACCCUCCGUAGCCUGCUCCUCCACGCUCCCAGUACCAAGCUCUGCUCUUUGGGGGAUUGGACUUUCAGCUCAACCGCCCCCAGGCUCUGGAAUGCCCUCCCGGACCACCUGAAGACUCUGGGCUCCUUUAAAACAGGCCUAAAGACCUUUCUCUUUAGGAAGGCAUUCUGUCGAUAGCUGUGUUUCUUGGUGUCCUUGUCCCUUGUAGUGUCAGCUGUGUCGUUGGUGAACAGGGAAUACAGGAGGGGACUAAGCAUGCACCCCUGAGGUGCCCCCGUGUUGAGGGUCAGCAUGGUGGAUGUGUUGUUUCUUACCCUCAGCACCUGGGGGCAGCCCGUCAGGAAGUCCCAGGGUCCUUAGCUUAGUGAUGAGUUUGGAGGGCACCAUGGUGUUGAAAAUAAAAUAACAAUAACGAGGCUAUUUACAGGUGGUACCGGUACAGGUUACCUUGGCGUUCUUGGACACAGGGACUAUGGUGGUCUGCUUGAAACGUGUUGGUAUUACAGAUUGUGUCAGGGAGAGGUUGAAAAUGUAAGUGAAGACACUUGCCAGCUGGUCAAUACGUUUCCUGGUAAUCCGUCUGGCCCUGCGGCCUUGUGAAUGUUAACCUUUUUUAAAGGUCUUACUCACAUCGGCUACGGAGAGCGUGAUCACACAGUCAUCCUGAACAGCUGGUGCUCUCAUGCAUGGUUAAGUGUUGCUCGCCUCGAAGCGAGCUCAGAAGGAAUUUAGCUUGUCUGGUAGGCUUGCGUCACUGGGCAGUUUGCGGCUGGGUUUCCCUUUGUAAUCCGUGAUAGUUUGCAAGCCCUGCCGCAUCCGAAGAGCAUCAGAGCCGGUGUAGUACGAUUCGAUCUUAGUCCUGUAUUGAAGCUUUACCUGUUUGAUGGUUCGUCUGAGGUCAUAGCGGGAUUUCUUGUAAGCGUCCGGAUUAGUGUCCCGCUCCUUGAAAGUGGCAGCUCUAGCCUUUAGCUCAGUGCUGAUGUUGCCUGUAAUCCAUGGCUUCUGGUUGGGGUAUGUACGUACGGUCACUGUGGUGACGACACCGUCAAUGCACUUAUUAAUGAAGCCGGUGACUGAUGUGGUAAACUCCUCAAUGUUAUUGGGUGAAUCCCGGAACAUAUUCCAGUCUGUGCUAGCGGAACAGUCCAGUAUCUUAGCAUCCGUUUCCACAUUGAGCGCGUCACUGCUACUUCCUGUUAGAGUUUUUGCUUGUAAGCAGGAAUCAGGAGGAUAGAGUUAUGGUCAGAUUUGCCAAAUGGAGGGUGAGAGAGAGCUUCAUAUGCAUUUCUGUGUGUGGAGUAAAGGUCAUCUAGGAGUAAAGGUCAUCUAGAGUUUAUUUCGCCUCUAGUUGCGCUGGUAGAAAUGAGGUCAAACGGAUUUCAGUUUCUCCUGCAUUAAAAUCACCGGCCACUAUGCGAGCCGCCUCUGGAUGAGCAUUUUCUCGUUCGCUUUGGGGGCGCUAUACAGCUCCGUUGAGUGUGGAAUUAGUGCCAGCGUCGGUUUGUUGUGGUAAAUGGACAGCUACGAGAAAAAACCGAAUCUUGAUAAACUCUCUUUCUAACUGCUACGUGUCUCUCGUCCUGGUUCUGUAGAUUCACAGAGACAGCGGUAGCUCCCUCAGUAGGUUGAUCCUCCAGUCCUACCACCAUCAGAUGGACUACGUCUCUCUCACAGGCCUCACUCCUGUCCACAUGCUGCUGGAGAUGGGUCUGGACAAGAUGAGGAAGGAUUACAUCAACUACCUCAUAGGUAACACACACACACACACACACACACUCACACACACACCACACAGCCACACACCCACACACUCACCCCCACACACAGCACACGCAACGCACACACACUCACCCACAUUCACACACAAACACACACCAAAAAAACCACACGCAAACACUACACACACACUCACCACUCACACUCACACACCCACACAACACACACCCCCACACACACACACACAACUCACCCACACACACACACCCACACCCACACACCACAACACACCACUCCCACCCCACCACCCACACACACACACACACACACCCCCCACACACACACACACACACCAACCACCCACUCACACAAACCACACCACACACACACACACACAACACACACCACACACACACACCACCCUCACUCACCACUCACCACUCACUCACUCACACACACACCACCCACACACCACACACACACACACCCACGACACACACCACACACCACACACACACACACCCACACCACACACACACACACACACACACACACACACACACACACACACACACACACACACACACACACACACCACACCACACACACACCACACUCACACUCACACACUCACACUCACACUCCACACUCACACUCACACCCAACACCACACCACCACCCUACACUCCACUCACCUCACUCACCACUCACCUCACUCACACCACCACACACACCAACACCACACACACCACCACACACACACCCACACACACCACACACACACACACACACACACACACACACACACACACCACACACACACACCACACACACACACACACACACACACACACACACACACACACACACACACACCCACACACACACACACACACACACACACACACACACACACUCACACUCACACUCACACACACACACACUCACUCACUCACUCACUCACUCACUCACACACUCACACUGCACUCCAAAGAUUAGUGGUUUCGAAUCCCGCAUGGGAUACCUAUAGAUGGUGGUUGUUCGGUUGAAAGUGGACAGUGUACUGUUGUCCAUGACACCACAGACAGGGAUACUGGUGCUCACCGACAGGACCUAGUCUGUUAUUGGGCUUCCUGUGUGAUGGUUCCAGACAAAUGACAUCUAAUUGUUAUCUUACAGUAUUUAAGUUGAUUUACAGUUCAUGUUUUCUUCUCCUCAGGUCAAGAACUGACCACAUUAAACCACCUGGUGAGUCCAAGUUUAUAUUACUUUAUUCAGGAAAUCAUCUCAAACAUUUUAAAAAAUAUUUUAAAACUAGAAUCCUUAUUGAAACAAUAACAUUGGGCAGCAGGUAGCUUAGUGGCUAAGAGCGUUGUGCCAGUAACCGAAUGGUCGCUGGUUCUAAUCCCCGACUCGACUAGGUAAAAAAUCUGUCGAUGUGCCCUUAAGCAAGGCACUUAACCCUAAUUGCUCCUGUAAGUCGCUCUGGAUAAGAGCGUCUGCUAAAUGACUAAAAUGUACUGUCUUUGGUUGAACUAACCUCAUGAGGCAUUUCUAAGUUUAUAUUCUUCAAGAAUCAAUGGGUGUAUAUGUCAAUAAAAAAAUGGAUGCAGCAACUAAGGAUUAAAGAUUUCUAUUGUUCUCCUCCAAUAGAGUUACUACCUGAGUACUGAAGAGGAUCUUCAGGAGCAAGUGAUCAGAGUGAGGAAACUACACCACCUACUGGAGAUCCUGGGGACCUGCAGCACCUUCCUGGGCCUGCCAUACGAUAGACUCUUCCUCCUCACACAGUAAGGCAUGCUAGCCUGUCUGAGAGCGUUGGGCCAGUAACCCAAAGGUCACUGGUUCGAAUCCCCGAGCCUACUAGGUGGGAAAAAAACCUGCCGAUGUGCCCUUGAGCAAGGCACUUAAACCUUAAUUGCUCCUGUAGGUCGCUCUGGCUAUGGAAAAUGUUAAAUGAACAUUUAUUUUUAAGACAAGUCCAUGUAGUCACUCCCUGUAUCUGUCAAUUUUCUUACAUUUGGUGUGUAAUGAACACGACCUCUAUUCAACAUUUAUUCUCUCCGUAACGUUGUAUAGACGUUGGUCAGCUGCUCACUGACGUGUAUAUUAAACCUGUUUUCCCCUCUGCUCUUCCUAGGUUGUGUUUGCAGUACUACAAAACAUGUCCCUAUGACGAGGACCACGAGUUCAAACUGCAGAUCAAACCUGCACUGAUCAGCCACUUCUACCAGAGGUAUGCCUACAGACCACUGGUCCUCAUUGGUCAAAUGUGUCUUUCAUAAGGUUGCAAAAUUCAGUUAACUUUCCCUAAAAUUCCCAGAUUUUCCAGAAAUUCCAAUCAGAAUAUAAAAAAAAAGGAAAUGACAGGAAUUGUGCAACCAUAUGGUGCCUGCUAACUAGUAUGUUAAUUGACUUACUGAUCAUGUAGUAAUUGUAAAGCAGGCGUUGUCCUGGGGUGUCUAGGGUUAGUAAUGUACUGUAUGUAUUAGUAUUUAUUAUGGAUCCCCAUUAGUUCCUGCCAAGGCAGCAGCUACUCUUCCUGGGGUUUAUUAUGGAUCCCCAUUAGUUCCUGCCAAGGCAGCAGCUACUCUUCCUGGGGUUUAUUAUGGAUCCCCAUUAGAUCCUGCCAAGGCAGAAGCUACUCUUCCUGGGGUUUAUUAUGGAUCCCCAUUAGUUCCUGCCAAGGCAGCAGCUACUCUUCCUGGGGUUUAUUAUGGAUCCCCAUUAGUUCCUGCCAAGGCAGCAGCUACUCUUCCUGGGGUUUAUUAUGGAUCCCCAUUAGUUCCUGCCAAGGCAGCAGCUACUCUUCCUGGGGUUUAUUAUGGAUCCCCAUUAGUUCCUGCCAAGGCAGCGGCUACUCUUCCUGGGGUUUAUUAUGGAUCCCCAUUAGUUCCUGCCAAGGCAGCAGCUACUCUUCCUGGGGUUUAUUAUGGAUCCCCAUUAGUUCCUGCCAAGGCAGCAGCUACUCUUCCUGGGGUUUAUUAUGGAUCCCCAUUAGUUCCUGCCAAGGCAGCAGCUACUCUUCCUGGGGUUUAUUAUGGAUCCCCAUUAGUUCCUGCCAAGGCAGCAGCUACUCUUCCUGGGGUUUAUUAUGGAUCCCCAUUAGUUCCUGCCAAGGCAGCAGCUACUCUUCCUGGGGUUUAUUAUGGAUCCCCAUUAGUUCCUGCCAAGGCAGCAGCUACUCUUCCUGGGGUUUAUUAUGGAUCCCCAUUAGUUCCUGCCAAGGCAGCAGCUACUCUUCCUGGGGUUUAUUAUGGAUCCCCAUUAGUUCCUGCCAAGGCAGCAGCUACUCUUCCUGGGGUUUAUUAUGGAUCCCCAUUAGUUCCUGCCAAGGCAGCAGCUACUCUUCUUGGGGUCCAGCAACAUUAAGGCAGUUAUAUAGAAUUAACAAUAUUAAAUGACCUUACAUUUCAUAACUUUUCACAACACAUUAAGUGUGUUCCCUCAGGCCACUACUCUACAAUACAAAAUCCAUGUUAUCGUGUGUCUCUUCACAGUUGUUCCCCCAGAGAGCAGGUGGUGUCCUAUGGUGUGGAGGUGUCUAGGGUUGGGGUUAGUAAUGUAUGAAAGUAGAAAGUAUUCAUGUCCCUCGACUUAUUCCACAUGUUGUUGUGUUACAGCCUGAAUUCAAAAUGGAUUAAAUAUGUUUUUGUUCUCACCCAUCUACACACAGUACCCAAUAAUGACAAAGUGAAAACAUGUUUGAUAUAUUUUUUUGCAAAUUUAUUGAAAAUGAAAUACUGAAAUCUAAUUUACGUAAGUAUUCACACCCCUGAGUCAAUACAUGUUAGAAUCACCUUUGGCAGCGAUUACAGAUGUGAGUCUUUCUGGGUAAGUCUCUAAGAGCUUUGCACAAAGGAUUAUACAAUAUUUGCCCAUUUAUUAUUUUCAAAAUUCUUCAAGAUCUGUCAAAUUGGUUGUUGAUCAUUGCUCUGCAACCAUUUUCAUGUCUUGUCAUACAUGUUCAAGCAGAUUUAAGUCAAAACUGUAACUCGCCCACUCAGGAACAUUCAAUGUCUUCUUGGUGAGCAACUCCAGUGUAUAUUUGGCCUUGUGUUUUAGGUUAUUGUCCUGCUGGAAGGUGAAUUCAUCUCCCAGUGUCUGGUGGAAAGCAGACUGAACCAGGUUUUCCUCCAGGAUUUUGUCUGUGCUUAGCUCCAUUCUGUUUAUUUUUUAUUCUGAAAAACUUAACGAUUACAAGCAUACCCAUAACAUGAUGCAGCCACCACUACGCUUGAAAAUAUGGAGAGUGGUACUCAGUAAUGUGUCAUAACGGAUUUGCCCCAAACAUAACACUUUUAAUUCAGGAGAAAAAGUUAAUUGCUUUGCCACAUGUUUUGCAGUAUUACUUUACGGCCUUGUUGCAAACAGGACGCAUGUUUUGGAAUAUUUUUAUUCUGAACAGGCUUCCUUCUUUUCACUCUGUCAAUUAGGUUUGUGGAGUAACUACAAUGUUGUUGAUCCAUCCUCAGUUUCCUCCUAUCACAGCCAUUAAACUGUAACUGGUUUAAAGUCACCAUCGGCCUCAUGGUGAAAUCCCUGAGCGGUUUCCUUCCUCUGGCAACUUUGUAGUGACUGGGUGUAUUGAUACCACCAUCCAAAGUGUAAUGAAUAACUUCACCAUGCUUAAAGGGAUAUUCAGUGUCUGCUUUUUUUAAAUUUUGACCCGUCUUCCAUGGUCUCUGUGGUUGGAUCUGUAUUUGAAAUUCACUGCUUGACCGAGGGACCUUACAGAUAACUGUAUGUGUGGGGUACAGAGAGUAGUAGGUAGUCAUUCCAAAAUCAUGUUAAAUACUAUUAUUGAACACAGAGUGAAUCCAUGCAAGUUGUUAUGGCCAAGUCACAUAAUAGCUUUUCAUUUGUAAUUUUACUUUAUGGGGUAUUGUGUGUAGGCCAGUGACAAAUCUCAAUUGUAUCCAUUUUAAAUUCAGGCUGUGGAAAAUGUGGAGAAAGUGAAGGGGUUUGAACACUUACUGAAGGCACUGUAUGUAUGUCAUGUGUAUGUUGUUCCCUAUAGGGAGCAGGCGGUGUCUAGCUGUCUGGGUGGGGUUAGUAAUGUAUGUCAUGUGUAUGUUGUUCCCUAUAGGGAGCAGGCGGUGUCUAGCUGUCUGGGUGGGGUUAGUAAUGUAUGUCAUGUGUAUGUUGUUCCCUAUAGGGAGCAGGCGGUGUCCUGGGGGGGUGGAGACGUCUAGCGGUCUGGGUGGGGUUAGUAAUGUAUGUCAUGUGUUUGUUGUUCCCUAUAGGGAGCAGGCGGUGUCCUGGGGGGUGGAAGUGUCGAGUGGUAACGGCCCCAGAGAGGUGAAGACAUCCUGGCAGCUGAGUGAAAAGCCCCUGGUGGAACACAUUGUCUUUGAAACAGGUGAAUUACUAUAGAUGUUAUGUUAUGCUCUAGUCAUACAGGAAAAACAUAAUUUUGACUGCACUGGGCCUUUAAAUAUCUCUGUGUCUUCCACAAGCACACGGGGCGGCAGGUUAAGAGCGUUGUGCCGGUAACCGAAAGGUCGCUGGUUCUAAUCCCCGAGCCGACAAGGGGAAAAAUCUGUCGAUGUGCCCUUGAGCAAGGCACUUAACCCUAAUUGCUCCUGUAAGUCGCUCUGGAUAAGAGCGUCUGCUAAAUGACUAAAAAAAUAAAUAAAUGAACGGUCGCGUCAGCCAUCGAGAAUUGAACCUCUGCGAUUCUUGAGCUUGGACGCUGCUAUUGGAUGUGAUGCAACGCGAGCAGUAUAACCGCUUUCAUUGAUUUCAAAGGAACCAUUCCCUCAAUGAUGGAAAUGGCUGAUGGCUAUAGUGGUCGUUAGUCUCCUGAUGGCUAUAGUGGUCGUUAGUCUCCUGAUGGCUAUAGUGGUCGUUAGUCUCCUGAUGGCUAUAGUGGUCGUUAGUCUCCUGAUGGCUAUAGUGGUCGUUAGUCUCCUGAUGGCUAUAGUGGUCGUUAGUCUCCUGAUGGCUAUAGUGGUCGUUAGUCUCCUGAUGGCUAUAGUGGUCGUUAGUCUCCUGAUGGCUAUAGUGGUCGUUAGUCUCCUGAUGGCUAUAGUGGUCGUUAGUCUCCUGAUGGCUAUAGUGGUCGUUAGUCUCCUGAUGGCUAUAGUGGUCGUUAGUCUCCUGAUGGCUAUAGUGGUCGUUAGUCUCCUGAUGGCUAUAGUGGUCGUUAGUCUCCUGAUGGCUAUAGUGGUCGUUAGUCUCCUGAUGGCUAUAGUGGUCGUUAGUCUCCUGAUGGCUAUAGUGGUCGUUAGUCUCCUGAUGGCUAUAGUGGUCGUUAGUCUCCUGAUGGCUAUAGUGGUCGUUAGUCUCCUGAUGGCUAUAGUGGUCGUUAGUCUCCUGAUGGCUAUAGUGGUCGUUAGUCUCCUGAUGGCUAUAGUGGUCGUUAGUCUCCUGAUGGCUAUAGUGGUCGUUAGUCUCCUGAUGGCUAUAGUGGUCGUUAGUCUCCUGAUGGCUAUAGUGGUCGUUAGUCUCCUGAUGGCUAUAGUGGUCGUUAGUCUCCUGAUGGCUAUAGUGGUCGUUAGUCUCCUGAUGGCUAUAGUGGUCGUUAGUCUCCUGAUGGCUAUAGUGGUCGUUAGUCUCCUGAUGGCUAUAGUGGUCGUUAGUCUCCUGAUGGCUAUAGUGGUCGUUAGUCUCCUGAUGGCUAUAGUGGUCGUUAGUCUCCUGAUGGCUAUAGUGGUCGUUAGUCUCCUGAUGGCUAUAGUGGUCGUUAGUCUCCUGAUGGCUAUAGUGGUCGUUAGUCUCCUGAUGGCUAUAGUGGUCGUUAGUCUCCUGAUGGCUAUAGUGGUCGUUAGUCUCCUGAUGGCUAUAGUGGUCGUUAGUCUCCUGAUGGCUAUAGUGGUCGUUAGUCUCCUGAUGGCUAUAGUGGUCGUUAGUCUCCUGAUGGCUAUAGUGGUCGUUAGUCUCCUGAUGGCUAUAGUGGUCGUUAGUCUCCUGAUGGCUAUAGUGGUCGUUAGUCUCCUGAUGGCUAUAGUGGUCGUUAGUCUCCUGAUGGCUAUAGUGGUCGUUAGUCUCCUGAUGGCUAUAGUGGUCGUUAGUCUCCUGAUGGCUAUAGUGGUCGUUAGUCUCCUGAUGGCUAUAGUGGUCGUUAGUCUCCUGAUGGCUAUAGUGGUCGUUAGUCUCCUGAUGGCUAUAGUGGUCGUUAGUCUCCACAUCCCACAGUCUGUUGACAGAUACCAUUUAUGUUAUGUGCGUCAGUCCAUGAGAUAUUACUCAUGUAUGGAAUAAGCACUUGCAGAUUUCUGUAAUUAAAAGCACUAUAGAAGUUAAAUAAAUUGUUAUGUUAACUUCAACUUAUAAUUGUAUUUCUCUUGAUUCCACCUUUUAUUGUUGUAGCUAAUUCCUUAUUAUGUACAGGGCCUUCAGGAAGUAUUCACACCCCUUGACUUUUUCCAAAUGUUGUUAAAGCCUGAAUUUAAAAUGGAUGACAUUGAGAUGUUGUCACUGAUCUACACACAAUACCCCAUAAUGUCAAAGUGGAAUUAUAUUUUUAGAUAUUUUUACAAAUUAAUAAAAAAGGAAAAGCUGAAAUGUCUUGAGUCAAUAAGUAUUAAACCCCUUUGUUAUGGCAAGCCUAAAUAAGUUCAGGAGUAAAGAUUUGCUUAACAAGUCACAUAAUAAGUUGCAUUGACUCACUCUGUGGGCAAUAAUAGUGUUUAACAUGAUUUUGGAAUGACUACCUCAUCUCUGUACCCCACACAUACAAUUAUCUGUAAUGUCCCUUAGUCGAGAAGUGAAUUUCAAACACAGAUACAAAGACCAGGAAGGUUUUCCAAAGCCUCGCAAAGAAGGGCACCUAUUGGUAGAAAUGGGUAAAAAUGUAAAAAGCAGACAUUGAAUAUCCCUUUGAGCAUGGUGAAGUUAUUAAUUACACUUUGGAUGGUGUAUCAAUACACCCCAGUCACUACAAAGAUACAGGCGUCCUUCCUAACUCAGUUGCCGGAGAGGAAGGAAACUGCUCAGGGAUGUCACCAUGAGGCCAAUGGUGACUUUAAAACAGUUACAGAGUUUAAUGGCUGUGAUAGGAGAAAUCUGAGGAUGGAUCAACAACAAUGUAGUUACUCCACAAUACUAACCUAAAUGACAGCGUGAAAAGAAGGAAGUAUCUACAGAAUAAAAAUAUUCCAAAACAUGCAUCCUGUUUGCGACAAGGCACUAAAUUAAAACAGCAAAAAAAUGUGGCAAAGAAAUGAACUUUUUGUCCUGAACACAGUGUUAUUUUUCGGGCAAAUCCAACACAACAACAUCACUGAGUACCACUCUCCAUAUCUUCAAUCAUAGUGGUGGCUGCAUCAUGUUAUGGGUAUGCUUGUCAUCAGCAAGGACUACAGAAUAUUUACAUUUACAUUUUAGUCAUUUAGCAGACGAUCUUAUCCAGAGCGACUUACAGUUAGUUAGUGCAUACAUUUUUAUUUAUUUUUCAUACUGGAAUCGAACCCACAACCCUGGCGUUGCAAACGCCACGCUCUACCAACUGAGCUACAUCCCUGCCGGCCAUUCCCUCCCCUACCAUGGACGACGCUGGGCCAAUUGUGCGCCGCCCAUGGGUCUCCCGGUCGCGGCCGGCUGCGACAGAGCCUGGACUCGAACCAGGAUCUCUAGUGGCACAGCUAGCACUGCGAUGCAGUGCCUUAGACCACUGCGCCACUCGGGAGGAGAGCUUAGCACAGACAAGAUCCUAGAGGAAAACCUGGGAGACACAUUCACCUUUCAGCAGGACAAUAACCUAAAACACAAGGCCAAAUAUACGCUGGAGUUGGUUACCAAGACGACAUCGAAUGUUCUAAAGUGGCCCAGUUACAGUUUUGACAUAAACCGACAUGAAAAUGUCUGUCUAGCGUUGAUCAACAACCAACUUGACAGAGCUUGAAGAAUUUAAAAAAGAAUAAUGUGCAAAUAUUGUACAAUCCAGGUGUGCAAAGCUCUUAGAGACUUACCCAGGAAGACUCACAGCUGUAAUCGCUGCCAAAGGUGAUUUGAACAUGUAUUGACUCCUGGGUGUGAAUACUUAUGUAUGUAAAUGAGAUAUUUCUGUAUUUCAUUUUCAAUGAAUUUGCUAAAAUUUCAAAAAACAUGUUUUCACUUUGUCAUUAUGGGGUAUUGUGUGUAGCUGGAUGAGAAAAAAAAACACUAUUUAAUUAAUUUUGAAUUCAGGCUGAAACGCAACAAAAUGUGGAAUAAGUCGAGGGGUAUGAAUACUUUCUCAAGGCAAUUGUAUUUUCAGAAUUUUUUUGUGAAGCACGGCUCCCUUGCAAAAUAUGGACUUUCCUGGGAAGUCUUCCCUUUGCAAGUAAAGGUUAAAUGUGUUGCAGACUUCCAUAAUGAGAUGACAGUGAACGGCGAUGGCGAGGAGGCUGCCUAUUUCACCACCAUGGUGUGUUGCAGCCUGGUCAACUUCGCUGCUUAGAUCCAGUAAGUCAAACAUCGCUACAGACAAGUUAAAGUAUGUUUUAAAAGGUUUAUCUUUCAUUGUUUUAAUUUAGAAAAAAACACUUUAAUUAUUUAAUGCUUGAAUUGAAAAUUGAAUAGUCCACGGGUAUACUAACUGUGUGUAAGUAGUACUCAAGUUCGUGAUGUUGUAGAGAAUUGUUGUGUAACAGAGUAUAUUGGGAUAAGUAGAUUCACUUGAUUUACUUUCAAGUAAAUGUUAAUUGUGUUAGUAUUAUCUGGUUGAAUGUGGAUUAGCUGAGUCACACUGGUGGUUGUAGUAGUAAAUCGUUGUGUAGUAGUAGUUACUAGUUGUGUUAGUAGUAUUAAUAUAGUUGUGUGUAUGUCAUGUUUUAGUUGAGUGUUGUAGUAAGAUUCCUUCGUACUAUUUGUGUUAGUAGUGUGUAGAUGCGUCUUAGUUAUUGUAUAGUUGGUGUGUAGUAAGUAGAUCUAUUGGUAAGAGUAUUAGUUAUACUUAUUGUUUAGUAGAUCUAGUUGUAGUAGGAUUGUUGUACUGGGGUUGUUGUGUAGUAGUAGUAGUUGUAGUAGUUGUUAGUAGUACUAGUUGUGUGGUUAGUAGUAGUACUAGUUGUGUAGUAGUAUUAGUAUUACUAGUUGUGUUGUAGUAGUAGAUCUGGUUGUGUAGUAGUACUAGUUGUGUUGUAGUAGUAGAUCUAGUUGUGUAGUAGUACUAGUUUUUGUUGUGUAGUAGUAGAUGGUUGUGUAGUAGUAUUAGUAGUACUAGUUGGGUUGUAGUAGUAGAUCUAGUUGUGUAGUAGUAUUAGUAGUACUAGUUGUGUUGUAGUUAGUAGUAGAUCUAGUUGUGUAGUAGUAGUAGUAGUAGUACUAGUUGUGUUCAGUAGUGUAGUAGAUUAGUAGUAGUACUAGUAUUAGUAGUAACUAGUUGUGGUUCAGUAGUAGUAGUCAGUUGUAGUAGUAGUUAGUAGUACUAGUGUAGUGUAGUAGUAGUAGUAGUGUAGUAGUACUAGUUAGUAGGUGUAGUGUAGUAUUUAGAUCUAGUGUGUAGUAGUAGUAGUAGUACUAGUAGUAGUGUAGUAGUGUAGUGUAGUAGUAGUUAGUAGGUAGUAGUAGCUAGUUGUGUAGAGUAGUUCAGUUAGUAGUAGUAGUCAUUAGUAGUACUAGUGUGUUAGUUAGUAGUUCGUGUGUAGUAGUAGUAGUGUAGUAGUGUUAGUAGGUAGUAGUACUAGUUAGUGUAGUUAGUAGUAGUAUGUACAUUGUUGUGUCUCAGUAGUGUACGUCUAGUUGUGUAGUAGUAUUAGUAGUACUAGUUGUGUUGUAGUAGUAGAUCUGGUUGUGUAGUAGUAUAGUAGUAUAGUGUAGUAGUAGUAGUAGUAGUAGUAGUAGUAGUUGUGUGUUAGUAGUAGUAGUAGCAGUAGUAGUAGUAGUAGUAGCAGUAGCAGUAGUAGUAGAUCUAGUUGUGUAGUAGUAGUAGUAGAUGAUCUAGUAGUAGCAGUAGUAGUAGAUCUAGUUGUGUCUCCGUAGUAGUAGUAGUAGUAGAUCUAGUUGUGUCUCCGUAGCAGGAACAUCAGGAAGACGGCAGAGAGGAGGAUACACAGGGUGCACACCGUGGGGACCACUACCUCUGUUACCAUCUCCAUGUGGCUGGUCAGGGGGUCUGCAACACACAGACAGACCUCAGCACAACAGAUGACCUUAACAUUAAGCAGUUUUAUAAUGCUCAGGACACCACUCAAAGGGCUAAUCAUUUCCCCAAAGUAUCAUCUUAUAUCUUUACAUUUUAGUCAUUUAGCAGACGGGGGGUGGAUCAUAUUAUGAAUGUUUUCUUACCAUGAAUAAGUCUUAGUAUAUUGGCAGCAGUACUCCGCUGUUCCUCUAAUGAAGAGACAGAAACGUUACUGAGAGUUGAACCAAGUAAAGGCACGUUAACCCUUUGAGAACUGUAAUGCCGUGCCGUAUCAAUGCCUAGUGGCUAGUGUCAGCAGCAUCAGCUAGCUAGCAGCUACCAGGAAAUCAUUAGCUGUGAGUCAUUAUAAAGUAUUGUUGUUUGGCAAAGCUGCUUGGCAGCUUUCCCUCUUGAUCUGUAGCAAGUUGAAGCUUGUUCUCACACUAUUUAGUGUAGUAGUCUUUUGAACAGGAUCCAAAGCGUUUUGACUCCUUCCAAUAUCCUAGAAUGGGAAAGAAACGGCCUACUCUUCGACCAACUGAAACGCAUGCAAUUUCCAAUACAGAGAUUAGAUUAUUUAAAAACCGUUGAAUGUUUUAUGCUGCUGCUGGGGUUAAGAGAGGAAAGCAGCUGAUUUAAAUAUGCACAAAGGACCGGUUAAAAGGCUCUCAGAGUUCAACUUCACAUAGCAAGGCAAGCCAGACCCUUAGCCACUAACCCACACAGACACUAUCACACUACAGUACGAUGUCAUCCACAGAGACACGCUGACCCAUGACAAGAUAGAAAUAUACAGUGAUGUAGUAAAGUCAAUAUAUAUACCCUAAUGACUAAACCUCAUCAUGCACUGGCCAGACCUUUGGCAUUUCUGCAUGUUCCUUGGACUGUCUUCUAGCUGGAGGGGCAAACAAAGAAACAUUCUGUUAGUGGUCUUCUAGAUACCUACUCUCUCUCUAGACCAGGGACAAUCCAACCCCGUUCCUGGAGCGCUACCGUCCUGGACCAGGGCCAAUCCAACCCCGUUCCUGGAGCGCUACCCUCCUGGACCAGGGCCGAUCCAACCCCGUUCCUGGAGCGCUACUGUCCUGGACCAGGGCCGAUCCAACCCCGUUCCUGGAAUGUUUUCACUCCAACCCUAAUGUAGCGCAUCUGAUUGUAAUAAUUAGCUGGUUGAGAAGCUGAAUCCGGUUAGUUAAAACUGGGGUUGGAGUGAAAACCUACAGGAGGGUUGCUCUCCAGGAAUCAAACCUCCCUAUACUCAUAAUUAGACUAAUAUAUAUUGAUAAUCGUAAUUUAGAUUUAAUUGAAUUGUAAAAGGAUAAGAAUUGACAAGUGAUUGCAUAACUAAGAACAGUUUGCAUAGCUGCCCCACGAUUGCCAAUAGAAAGUUUAGGCCCUAUUUUUUUUGGUUUAUCACCCAAUCUAGGUAAGUGAUAUUUGAGGCAGAAUCUUUAUUUGUUUGCCCCAGCUAGUCCCUUCUUAUUGAAAAGCAGUUAAAGGGAUGUUUAGUGUGAACUGACCUGCAGCCAGGAGCUGGUUACUGGAGGAGCAGGUCUCAGUGGCCUUCCUCUUCCAAUUCUCUACCUGUAGGAUGGGCUAAGGGUUAAUAUAGAAUACACACUCAUCAUGCUCUAAUAUGUAGAUGAGCUCAAUACAACACUAGAAGAGAGAGAGAACAUCAAAAGCUCUCUCCUAAUUAUGAUUCCAUUCAAUCUUCUAUAACCAAGCGAUCUCCUAUAGAAGCGAGGAGCCAAACCAUCCCGAGCCUCUAGAAAUCUCUCGUAUAGAAGUCCUCUCUUCCCCCCCCCCUCUCUCUCUCCCCACCACCUCUCUCUCUCUCUCUCUCCCCUCCCCCCUCUACUCUCCCUCUCCCCCCCCCCCCCCCCCCCCCCCCCCCCCUCUCUCUCUCUCUCCCCCCUCCACCCUCCUUCUCAAUAUUUCACAGGAUGAUGCCCUCACCUGAAUAUGGAAUGCUCUAUUUCCGACAUAUGACAGUAUAUCCAUUUCUACCGGUAUAACUAUGUACAUUUCCAUGUUUUAUAUUUAAUAUUAACCUCCUG